This is a messenger RNA of Fusarium pseudograminearum CS3096, 3072 nucleotides long. RefSeq lists its product as uncharacterized. Bases 1 to 3072 code for a protein of 1023 amino acids. NCBI's taxonomy places the organism in Eukaryota, Fungi, Ascomycota, Sordariomycetes, Hypocreales, Nectriaceae. The transcript has a single exon. Gene Ontology annotation, molecular function: protein binding. The record is from RefSeq and is a predicted model, not a curated record.
AUGGUAGCUUUACUCGAUUUGCCAGAGGAAAUCCUCUGCGAAAUUUUUGCGCAACUUCCAUCACAGAAGGAGAUGAACGCCUUUGUGCAAACAAACCGCCAUCUGUACAGGCUAUUCAACUCCUCCCUUUAUCGUCAUAACAUACAGCACUCAGGCGGUUCGGCUUUAGCCUGGGCAGCUGAGCACGGACACCUCAGCGUGGUUCAGAGGAUCCUGAACAUGGGCAAAGACAAUAUUGCUGUUAAGGGUCAGGUAGAGCAAGCAUUCCUGCUGGCAGCAAGACACGGCCAUCUUGCCAUAGUAAAGCUGCUGCUCCGUAAUGGCGCAGAUGCAGACCAGCAAACUACACACGGCAGUAGCGCCUUGCAAGAGGCGGUAGUGCAAGGCCAUGAGAAAGUAGUGGAAUUAUUGCUCGACAGUGGCGCCAGCGCCAACUUACAAAUGCCGCUCGGGGGCAGUCCCCUGAAAGAGGCACUUUCUGCCCGUCGUAUUGGGGUAGCGAAGCUACUGAUUUCUCGCGGUGCUAAGCUGAAAACGCGAAAUGGAGGCUUCAGUGGCGCACUUGCCGCUCUCGCGGGAACAGGCCAGGAAGAUGACGAUAUGGUAGAGCUAGCAGAGAUGCUGCUUAGUAUGGGCGAUGUUGCGAUGAUACCUGAGAACCUUGAAGGAGCUAUCAUGGCUGCCUCACGAAAUGGAAGCAAGAGAAUGGUAAAGCUACUGAUUGAGCGAGGGACCAAUAUCAACGUAGUUGAUGCACGCCAUGGUAGUCUUCUUCACGCUGCUUCACUCAAAGGCCAUUUGCAGGUAGUGCAUCUGCUGCUUGAGAAUGGCGCUGAUGUCAAUGCUCAAGGUGGAGAUCAUAGUAGUGCUUUACAAGCCGCAUCAUUUGCAGGCUAUGAACCCAUAGUUCGAUUGCUGCUUGCAAGAGGCGCAGAUACCAACCUAAGAGGUGGUAUCUACGGAAAUCCUUUGCAAGCAGCCUCGUCUAUGGGCCGCAGACAGCUCGCAGAGCUAUUGAUCGACCGUGGCGCUGAUGUCAAUGCCGAAGGCGGGCGACACGGUAGCGCUCUUCAAGCAGCUUGCUCUCUCUUCAGUGGACACCCCAAGGAUGAUACGACUUUAGUUGAGCUGCUGCUGGGUCGAGGUGCCAAUAUCAAUGCUCAAGGGGGUAAGUAUGGCAGCGCUCUGCAGGCAGCAUCGGCUGCUGGCCGUGAAAAGGUGGUAGAGUUACUGAUAAGUAAUGGCGCCAAUAUCACUGCCAGCAGCGGCAAGUACGGCGAUGCUCUUGAAUUGGCUUCGGGGCGUGGCCACAAGUCAGUAGUAAAGUUAUUACUGACUAAUGGUGCUGGAAAUGAUGCGCAAAGCGUUGGCAAGGCUCUGCAAGCCGCCUUGUCCGCAUGUUGUACGGAAAUUGUAAAACUGCUUGUAGAUCAUGGUGCUAGUCUUGAUCUGCCAGGCAAGGACUGGGGCGAUACACUUGCUUCGAUGGCGCAUGCUUGGCCCGAAACUGAUGAGAUAAUACAGCUAGUAAAGCUGGUUCUCAAUCUCGGCAACAGCACUAUAUCACCGCCUCGGGAUUUUGCCGAGGCUCUCGCAAUAGCUUCGGAAAAUGGGGGUGAAAGGAUUGCAAAGCUGCUGAUCGAUAAAGGCGCCGACAUUAAUGUAGACGCUGGGCACUUUGGCAGUUUUCUUCAAGCAGCAGCAUGGCAUGGCCGAAAGGAGAUGGUAGAGCUAUUCCUCAAAAACGGCGCCAAUGUCAAUGUCAGUUGCGGACAUUUUGGCAGUUCUCUCCAGGCAGCUUCGUGCAGAGAUGGGCUGGACAUCGCAAAACUGCUUAUCGAAAAUGGCGCCGAUGUCAAUUUGCAAAACAAUAAAUGUCCGGCCUUGGUGGCGGCAUGCUGCGCAAGAUAUGAGCAGAUGACAAGGUUUCUGCUCGAGAAUGGUGCCGAUAUCAACAUCAAAGACGAGACUUAUGGCACCGCUUUGUAUGCAGCCGCCAAGUGUGGCAACCAGAGCCUGGCGCAGCUUCUGAUCGAUCACGGUGCAGAUCUCAGCGUUCGCUGUAGUUAUCGCGGCGACAGCCCUCUUGAAAUAGCUUCCCUCGAGGGACAUGGGCAAGUGGUAGAGUUGCUGCUGGCUCAUGGUGCUGACGUUAAUGCUCAAGGCGGCAAAUACGGCAAUGCUCUUCAGGCUGCUUCCCAUGGAGGCCAUAAGCACUUAGUGCGAGCAUUACUUCAUGCUGGCGCUAAUGUAAAUGCGCAAGGUGGAAGGUACAGCCAUGCUUUAUAUGCUGCAUUGGAAGGAAACCAUAUGCCAGUGGCUCGGCUUCUUAUUGAAAAUGGCGCCAGUCCACAAGGUGGAGAGUACGGCAAUGCCCUGCAAAUGGCAUCAUACAAAGGCCAGGAUCAGAUGGUCAAGAUCCUGGUCGAGAAUGGAGCCAACGUUAAUACCCAGGGCGGCGAGUAUGGUAACGCUCUGCAAGCGGCUUGUUAUGGAGGCCACGAGCAACUUGCAACAUUCCUGAUCUCCCAGGGAGCAGAUGUUGGCGCGCAGGGAGGGGUCUAUGGUAAUAUACUGCAAGCAGCCGCAGCUGGGGGCCAUAUACAACUGGCCACGCUAUUCAUUGAUCAAGGGGUUGAUGUCAACAUCCAAGGUGGACACCACGGUAAUCCUCUCCAAGCUGCUGCCUACAAAGGACAUAAACAACUGGUGACAUUAUUGCUUGACAAGGGUGCUCAUGUCAAUGCUCAAGGUGGAGAUGACGGUAAUGCUCUGCAGGCAGCUAUCCUCGAAGGUCAUGAAGAAAUAGCAAAACUGCUUCUUGAUACUGGGGCUGAUAUCAGCCUCCAAGGAGGCUUCUACGGCAAUGCUCUCCAGGCAGCUGCCUACAAAGGCCAGGAACAACUCGUGAUAUUGUUGCUUAGCAAGGGUGCUCAUGUUAAUACCCAAGGAGGCUACUAUGGCAAUGCACUCCAGGCAGCUUUGGCCAACGGCAAAGCUCACCUAGCUGAACUCCUUAUAGCCAAAGGUGCUAACAUCCAUGCAGAGGGUGGAUUUCUUCGUAGUGUAUAA